This is a messenger RNA of Brassica oleracea var. oleracea, 650 nucleotides long. Its product is annotated as SUMO-conjugating enzyme UBC9. The record is from RefSeq and is a predicted model, not a curated record. Gene Ontology annotation, cellular component: nucleus. The coding region runs from base 67 to 513 and encodes 148 amino acids. Gene Ontology annotation, molecular function: ubiquitin conjugating enzyme activity. The transcript is spliced from 5 exons. Gene Ontology annotation, biological process: protein polyubiquitination. Lineage: Eukaryota; Viridiplantae; Streptophyta; Magnoliopsida; Brassicales; Brassicaceae.
CUAUUCCCUUUUUGCUCUUAAAUCCCUAAUUUCGAAGAACCUAAGCGCGACCGAAAGGUUUUGGAGAUGGCAUCGAAACGGAUUUUGAAGGAAUUGAAGGAUCUUCAGAAGGAUUCUCCUACUUCGUGCAGCGCAGGACCCGCCGCUGAAGACAUGUUUCAUUGGCAAGCUACGAUAAUGGGUCCUUCCGACAGCCCUUACUCUGGUGGUGUUUUUCUUGUAACCAUUCAUUUCCCUCCAGAUUACCCCUUUAAACCUCCUAAGGUGGCUUUUAGGACCAAAGUGUUCCAUCCAAACAUUAACAGCAAUGGGAGUAUCUGCCUCGACAUCUUGAAGGAGCAGUGGAGUCCUGCCCUCACUAUCUCCAAGGUGCUGCUAUCGAUCUGUUCGUUGUUAACGGAUCCAAACCCGGAUGAUCCCUUGGUUCCGGAGAUAGCUCACAUGUACAAGACAGACAAGAACAAGUACGAGUCCAAUGCAAGGACCUGGACCCAAAAGUACGCCAUGGGCUGACCACUGUGUUAUUUUUACUGUCCGAAAGGAUGAAUAAUUAAACUCUUUCUUAUUUAUGUGUAAUGAACUCGUCUCUCUUAUAAAAAUUUGUGAAGACAGAAUCAGUAAGAAGUCAUAUGAUCUCCAUUUUCAUCACA